Messenger RNA from Oenanthe melanoleuca, 7381 nucleotides. RefSeq names its product cAMP regulated phosphoprotein 21 (gene ARPP21). The transcript is spliced from 21 exons. NCBI's taxonomy places the organism in Eukaryota, Metazoa, Chordata, Aves, Passeriformes, Muscicapidae. Gene Ontology annotation, cellular component: cytoplasm. The coding region runs from base 4245 to 6803 and encodes 852 amino acids. Gene Ontology annotation, molecular function: nucleic acid binding. The record is from RefSeq and is a predicted model, not a curated record.
AAUCUGAAGAACCAGCACAUGCUUUACACAAAUUGCUUGGGCAAUUUUCCUUUACUUGAGAUGUUGUAGCUGGAAAAUAUUUCAGCUCUUCCUGAGAUGUAUUUAAAACUGGAGCAAUUUGGCUAUAUUUACAUCUGUAAAGUGCCAUUUUUAACAGAUGCAGAGUAUUUUUUAGUGCAUCUGCAAAUUAUGCAUUAUUAAUUUGUUUGUAACACGUAGGACAUAAAAGUGGAAAGAAGUUUAAAAAUAAUUAAAAACCCCUGAAACUGAUCUCUGUCACAUAAGAUUAUGAUAAAGUACAUCAACAGAUAGCUUAUUAUACUCUUGUGCCUCAAACUGAAUAAUUCCAUAACUCCAAAACACAACAGACUUUAUGUUAGAGUUUUUUCACUGAGAAAUUACUAGAAGCAGCAGAAAUGUGCAACCAGUUGUGCAAGAUUUUAUUAAUGUAUUUAGUAACACUACGUGCCUUCUCUCAAUUAGUGAUUGCAGAACUGCAAGAAGCUCUGUAUGUUUUUCUGACAUCUCAUACUUCCAGUCUGAUACUAGGUAAUAGCCCAGUAAGGUUUUCUUGAUUUCUAAGUGAAAUUGAGAUAUCGUAGCUAGAAAGUAUGCUUGUAUUGAACAAGUAAUAUAAUCUGUUGUCAUGCUUUGGAAAUACCUUGAGGUGAGGCGUUUGGUGUUGUCUGUAGGAAUUUUGUGUACAUACAGUUCACAUGUGCCUCACCUCUACAUGUUGGCUCUGUUGCACAAGGGCACUUGGCAACAUGUGUCCUAGAAAACAUGUGCUGCUGUUUGGAUGUUUUGCUCAAGAAAGUGCUUGGUGAAAUAGGUCUUGUGUCUUUUUUUUUCCCAUUACCCUCGAAAUUUGGUCACAUAACAGACAAAAAGAGUCUUCAGAGGUCUGAAGAGUUGAUCAUGUUCUGUUUCUGCUUAAAAAUACAGCUUCUGCUGACUUUCAUGAAGACUAAACAGACAAUUAUCCUUGUCCAUGUUUAGAGAUGGGAACAGGGACAGUCAAUCAGCAAAUCAUUGCCAUGGUUUGCCACCUCUUCAAUAUUAUGAUCAUGCAAUGGUUGCGAUUUUUCUUUCUACAAAGAAAAUUCCUAAAGAAAGGGAUGUAGGCUGCAUAUUCUGUCAGAUUAGUAUCUGACUGAGAAGGUCUGAGGUGACUUCUUAACAAAGGAAGGCCUUUCCACUUAUUUGCACAUGCUGUGUUUGAUGCUACUCAACAUUCUGAGUUGAAAAACUACAUUGUGUACAUGCGAUACUGGAGUGAUACUGCGAUUUUUCCUGAUUAUUUCCACUGGUGUUACUGUAGAUGGCAUUUUUUAGCAUUUGGUAACUUGCUCCAGGCACAUCCAGCCUCAUAGAAGACGGUGGAAUGAACUGCCAGACUACAGCUUGGAUUAAUUUUUAUCUUCUUACAGAUCUGACGUAUAGUUUUGGCUCUUCCCACACUGAACACUUCCCACUCUGAAGUAUCUUAACAGUGGGAGGUAAGCUGUUUUACAUGUGCAUUGUGUCUAGUGAUUGGAGCAAGGUUCCGAAACAUUCACUAUUCUCAUCCCCUUCCCCUCUGGAAGUGAGUUGCAAUGCAUUUAGUGAAAACUUGAAUACUGCUUUUGUGUCCUGGUGCAGUGUGCAUUCUCUCUCUUCUCUGGGUACCCUGCUUGGGAGUAAAGGAAUGAUGGGCAGCCACCAGGUGCAGCCCUCUCCAUUUCACUGUAUAUUCAGAAUAGUUUUGAUAACCAUUUUGAAAAAUUAACUUUGGUCCAUUGUUGAGAUGGCUGCACCAAUAAAUGGCAAAAAGAAAAGAACUGGUCCUUGCCCUGUCACCAAGCGUAGCACACGAGUGCCAUUUAUUGCCUCUCUGCUGGUCUUCUUGCUUUCAGAUGGAACCUAUAGCAUAGUGUAGGAGUAUGUUAAAGAAUGAAAUUAAAAGCAGAUGGGGCCACAGGCGACCAUCUUAAGAGGAAACCACAUCAGGAGGUGCAUUAGCAGAACAGGUUUGGGUGUGCCUGGCUGAAUGCCUCUGAUCACUUGAAUGUGCACCAAGAGCCGGCUAAUGCACACCCUUUUGUGGCUCAUAAAAAAAUACGCACUGUAUUUUUCCAGUCUGAUUCCAUUCAGCAGUCCCCAGUAAAAGCAAGUGUUUGUUUCUGAGGGGAAAGAGGGGCUCCAGGGAUGCAAGGAUAACAGCUACUAAAGCAAACAUUUACCUGCAAUUCUCCCCUAGCCUUCUGUAUAUUUGACCACAUUUACUGGUACACAAGUUCUGCUACAUUCAUUAACCACGGCAAACUGUCUUCUCUAACUAGGGUUUUCUGAAAGCACAUCAUGAAAGGAGCGCAUCUUUAACAGUGUAUUUUGAAUAAGAAUUGUCUAUCUGUGGGAGUUGGGUUAUUUGUAUCACCGUAGACAGAAAUGAUCUCUGUAUUUCAUAGGACCUUGCUGUUUUGUACUUAUUGAUUGUUUAUUUUUCAUCCAUGGGAUUACUAAUUACAGCUAGUACCAGAUGCUUCUGUCUCCUUUCAGACUAUUGUAGCAAAGGGCAUUGUACCAGAUGCAUGGUUAUUCACAGACAUGCAUUUCCAGCAACUGAACUGCUGGAUCUGCUCUAAAUGAUCUAUGGCAAUUACAUUUGGCAUUGUACAGCUAUAAUUUUACUGCAUAUUAAUAGCCACCUAGCAAAGAGGUAAAUGCCCUUUUCUUGGCUGGGUGCGGAAUGAAUGCCUGGAUGUAUUCAACUGGGUGAAACAAGGCCUGGGUUUUAAAUGCAUAGCAGCGAUUAUAUGUAUCAGAAAUGCUUGCGUUGGUGAAUUGUCUGUUUCUCUCUGCCUUGAUGGUAUGUAGCAAGGAUCUGAGAGAAACAUCAUCAAGCCAGAUCCUAGAUAGAGACAUGCUACAGGCAGGGGAGGGGGAAGGGGAUCAUGUGCCCCAUUUUUACUGGCUCAUCUGCUACCACCCAAAAUCUGUUGCACUCUUGUAAUUUUUUUUUACCCAUUUCAGCAGCUCGGCCAAUGAGCAUGAAGACUGUCAGGUUUCACCAGCAAAAUUAGUAAUUAAAACUGCCCUCCCUAGACCUUUCACUUAAAGAUGUCCUUAAAGAUGAUCCAUUUCCUUCCCUCUUUAUUUUUCUUGGGGGUCGUGUGGCGGGGCCGCCAGGGAGUGGGUGGGAGCAAAUAACAAGGAAUCGAAGGGGAUUAACGAGCUUUCUAGUUAUUAGCCCAGCUCGGGUGCUUUGUCUCUGCUCCUGGCUGAGAGCGGGCUGACGGGAAGGUCUUAAGGGAGGGGGGGAAACAAGAUGACUGGAGGGGUCGGCGUGCGGGAAGCCACAGCCACACGCGAGGGCAGGCGGGCAGACAGCUAGACACAGAGCCACCCCACCCCACCUCACAUCACAGACAGACAGACAGACACCGACCCUGCGGGGCAUCUCCGGGCCGCGCGCGGGGCUGGGUGAGGUGCGGGCGGGCAGCGAAAUGGCGCCGGGCCCAGCCCGUCCUGUGCGGCAGCCGGAGCGGCGGCGCUGAGCGCAGCAAGCGCGGAGCCGGCGAGCAGCGGAGCCGGAGCGCGGCGCUGCCUGCGGUCCGCGGCGCACCACGCUGCGUGGGCGGGGAGAGAAAGGCAGAGGGAGAGACUCGCAGACAGACAGUACAGACCGGGAGCGCGGCAGAUAAAGGACGGAGAACAGGGAGAGAGCAGCGAGCCAGAAGGGGAUCCAGACAGGCGCCGAGAGCGGACAGGCAGAGACGGGCGGAGCGGCGGACCGGACGGGGCCGGGACAGGAGGCGGCCGGCGUGUCGGGCGGUGCCGCCGCAGCCAGUGCGCUCGGCCAGCAUCGCGGCGCGGCGGUGGAUCUCCUCCCGCGGCGGAGGCGGAGGAAGAGACGAUGUCUUUCAUGAAGACAGUCACUGUACUGUAACAGCAGCGUAUCCGCAGCAAAAUAAACAAACCGGCCAACCAAAAAUACCAAACAAACAAAAAUAGCCCGAGCCGCCAAGACGCUGGGGGCAGAUCCCGUUUGCAGGUUAACUAUGAUGCAUCAAGCCCUCUGAAGGACCAGCAUGGAGAUUGACACUCUGAACUGUUAAUGGGGACAUGGGACUCACGUUGCCGUUGAUCAUUUGUGUGGACUUAACCAGCAAAGACCAACAGAAGACACUAAAAAGGCAGUUGGAAUUUUAGCAAGCAGUUUUUCAGGUCACCAAAUCUUGUUAUUUUAAUUUCUGUCUGGAAGAAUGUCUGAGCAAGGUAAAUUGAACCAGGAGACAGCAGAAGAAGCUGCAAAAGAGCAGGAGACUGCCAUCUCUGAAGCCAACCCAGACAACUGUGCUCUUAAUAAAUCUGAAAGCUCAGAAGUAGAGGAGGAAAAGCUCAGUGACUCCAAGACAGAGCUGCAGAAACGAGGUGCAAAUCAGCAGAAAAAGAGAUCCAAGUCAGGAGCUAAGGGAAAACUAGUGCGGAGUCUUGCUGUGUGUGAAGAGUCAUCCCCUCGCCCAGGAGCAGAAAAUCUUCAUGACAACCAGGAAUCAAUCCAACUACAGCUUUCAAGUUUUCCUAGCUUGCAAGAAGAAGAUAAAUCUAGUAAAGAUGACUCUGAGAAAGAAAAAGAGAAGGAUAAAAAUAAAGAUAAAAACAGUGAAAAAAGCAAGAUCAGAAUGUUAUCAAAAGAUUGCAGUCAAGAGUAUACAGACUCGACAGGCAUAGAUUUGCAUGAGUUUCUCAUCAACACUUUAAAGAAUAACCCCAGGGAUAGAAUGAUACUCUUGAAAAUGGAACAGGAAAUUAUUGAUUUUAUUAGUGACAACAAUAAUCACUACAAAAAGUUCCCUCAGAUGUCAUCAUAUCAGAGGAUGCUAGUGCACAGAGUGGCAGCUUAUUUUGGAAUGGAUCACAAUGUGGAUCAGACUGGAAAAUCUGUAAUUAUCAACAAGACCAGCAAUACAAGAAUACCAGAGCAAAGGUUUUCUGAACAUUUAAAAGAUGAAAAAGGUGAAGAAUCCCAGAAGCGAUUUAUCUUGAAGCGAGAUAACUCUAGUAUUGAUAAAGAAGACAAUCAGCAAAACAGAAUUCUUCCAUUUAGAGAUGACAGACGAAGUAAAUCAAUUGAAGAGAGAGAAGAGGAGUAUCAGAGAGUGAGGGAGAGAAUAUUUGCACAAGAUUCAGUUUGCUCCCAGGAAAACCUUUUUGUGGAAAACAGUAGGCUGUUGGAAGACAGUAGCAUUUGCAAUGAUAUGCAUAAGAAAAGACAGCUGUUUAGGGGUAACAGAGACAGCAUUGGGAAGACAUCUAGCAGUCGGCAGAGCAGUACGGAGAACGAAUUGAAGUGGGCAGACCACCAGAGGCCAUGGAGCAGCACAGACUCGGACAGCUCAAAUCGAAAUUUGAAGCCAGCCAUAACAAAGACAGCCAGUUUUGGUGGGAUAACUGUCCUGACAAGAGGAGAUAGCUCAUCAAGUAACAGAAGUACCGGCAAACUGUCUAAAACAGGCUCAGAGUCUUCCAGCAGUGCUGGCUCCUCAGGAUCACUGUCACGAAUACAUCAGCCUCUCCAAAGUGCAUCUCUCAUCCCUGGGGUAACAGCCAAUUCUUCAGGCUGUGUGUCCUACCCUGAGAACGGGAUGAGUGGCCAGGUGGCCUCCAGCAACACCAGCUAUAUCAUUCUUCCACUUGAAGCUGCAGGGAUACCGCCUGGCAGUAUCCUUCUCAACCCACACACAGGUCAACCAUUUGUAAAUCCUGAUGGAACGCCGGCAAUAUACAAUCCUCCCAGUGGCCAGCAGACAGUGAGGAGCCAAGUGGUGGGACAGUCUCAGCAGCAGCCUUCACCCCAGCAGCCUCAGCAGGUUCAACAGCCACAGCAGCAAAUAGCAAGUCAUCUUGUCACACAGCCUGUUCAGACAAUGCAGCCAUCUUCUCAGUCAGUUCAAUAUCCAGCAGUUUCUUAUCCUCCCCAGCAUCUCCUGCCAGUCUCCCCAACGCAGCAGUUUUCCGUGCGAGAUGACAUGACAGCGCAGUUUAACCAGAUGAGCUUAAGUCGUCAAUCAUCAGGAGACAACCCCGAGUCGCCUUCUGGCCCCAUGUACCCCUCACCGAUCCUGCAGCAGCCUGCCCAGCAGACAGGUUACAUCAUGGCCUCCCCAAGCCAGCAGCUUCCCCCAGGAGGCUUCACGGGUUCAGGACCGCCAGUGUCCCAGCAGGUGCUGCAGCCACCACCACCGCCCCAGGGUUUCGUGCAACAGCCACCACCACCUCCUCAGAUGCCAGUGUAUUAUUACCCAUCUGGUCAGUACCCUACCUCAACAACUCAGCAGUACAGACCCAUUGCCUCAGUCCAGUACAACUCACAGCGGAGUCAACAGAUCCCCCAGACUGCCCAGCAGGCAGGUUACCAGCCUGUCCUGCCGAACCAGCAGCAGGGGUUCCAGGGUCUCAUGGGAAUGCAGCAACCACCCCAAAGCCAGAACCUGAUGAAUAAUCAACAGGGAAAUCAGGUGCAAGGCAUGAUGGUUCAGUAUCCAGCCAUGUCAUCUUAUCAGGUGCCAAUGACCCAGAGUUCUCAAGGAUUGCCACAACAAUCAUAUCAACAACCAAUCUUGCUACCUAAUCAAUCAGGUCAAGGAACAAUUACAGCCACUGGAAUGCCUGUCUACUGUAAUGUCAUACCUCCGGCCCCACAGAACAACCUCCGGUUGAUUGCCCCACACUGCCCCUCCAAUAACGUUCCAGUUAUUUCUGCCAGCUGCAGGACAAACUGUGCAAGCAUCAACAAUGCAGGGUGGAAGGUCAAUUACUGACACUGUGGCUUAGAUUCAUGAGGAUAGAGGUGCAUUCUUUGAUAAUUAAAUCAUGGCCUUCAAAUGAAGAGGAACACAAGAGAAUAAUCAGUUGAGGACACGAGUACUGACUAUGCUCAAGUGAUGUGCUGCUGGAAAAACCUGUAAAAAAAAAUUAAUUUGGAAAAAAAAUGUUUGCUGGUUAAUGGUGCAUAUAUUUGGCAUGUCUGCUAGGUAUGCCUUUAUAGCUUAACUAGUGACAUGAAUUCAUUGAGGUAAGAUUUUUUCCUACCACUAAACACCACUGUGUAGAUUGUAAUAUCCCCAAUUCGGAUUAGUUUUGUACUUUGUGUGAGUUUGUGAAGCUAAAAGUAUUUAAAAAUAUAAUAAAAUUACAUUGUACCAAAGCUGUAAUGGAAAUGAAGAAAAAAAAAAAAAACAACAAAAAAACAACAAACAAAAAAUCAGAAAGAGAAUUGCUGAAUGGAAGGAAUAAUUUAUAUACACUAUAGAGUUUUUUUAAUCGAUAUAUACUGUAUUGUAGUGCUUAAUCACAAUAAAGUUAUUUGACCUCAUGAAGGAAGGUCAUGUUUCUACCA